Molecule: messenger RNA, 8179 nt
Organism: Procambarus clarkii (red swamp crayfish)
Lineage: Eukaryota; Metazoa; Arthropoda; Malacostraca; Decapoda; Cambaridae
Product: golgin subfamily A member 3
Cellular component (GO): myosin II complex; myosin filament; cytoplasm
Molecular function (GO): microfilament motor activity; actin filament binding
Source: RefSeq, a predicted model, not a curated record
GAAGAAACAAGAGAAGUGCGGGAGUAAACACCACGUAGAUGGUAGCAGACACUUGUGCCAGACAGCUGGUGGAGGCGGCUGGUGCCAGCAUGUGAGCAGCGCCACACACCAGGAGUCACCAGCGGUGAUGGUGGUAUGGCAAUGUUAUGCUACCUUAAGUAACGAUGGAGGCUGGUGACAUCAGGGUAAACAGAGACUCGGGAACAUUACACUCCACAGAUCUUGCCAGUCAGUACAAUAACAGAGAUUCCGAAGUUUUUGAUGUGGUGAUUGACCCUCUGACAGACUUUCAGAGGGUGCUUGAUCUGAACGACCAACAUAUAUCACCCCAGCAGUCCUAUAACUUGACGUCACUUGCCUCUUCAGACGACCUGUGCGAACACAUACACAACGAACAUACAGUUAACGACCUUACUCAGUAUAAAUCAGAAGCAUCACUAUUGCAGGAAAAAAGUGAAACCCCCUUCACACCAACUAGCUCUGCCCCUCCUAGCCGCACUCUACUCUACAAUAUCAUUGACUCUCAUCUCUGGAACAGUGAUGGGAGUUUAGCUAGUGGUAGUGGCAGAGGGAGUGGAGAGUGUAGCUUUAGUAGUAGUGGUGCUGGAAGCUGUAGUAACCAACAUCGCCUGAUAGUGGCCGAGGUUCAUCGCUUUGGGUAUCGGCCACCGUGCAUUGGUUCUCCUCAUGACCUAGCAACAUGUCCAGGUGUUGCUUCAGCUUCAACCCCACUUGAAGUUCAAAAGCCUGCCAAAUAUGCUCUGGGUAAAUCUUUCAAGUCUCUUGAUACUUGUGAUGCUCUGAAGGCACUGAAUCAAGCAUCCUCAGCUUUAGCUCUUACUGAAACUUUUAUAGGUCCACUGAGGAUUCCACCAGUUUCAAAAGAAGUCCUAAAUAAAGUUGUCUGCAACAUGGAGAAGAAAGUCAUAGUUCAGCUGCCUGUAAACACAGAAGCUUCUCAAGAUUUUGGUUGUGUAACACCAAGAGAGGCUGUAAACACACAACUCUCCAAUUAUACUUUAAAGAGACCAUUAUCAACAGUGACUUGUGCUGUUGAUGAAAGUCACAGUUCUGGAAGGGUUUUAGGAUCCUUACCAUCCGUUUUACAUGCAGGAGUUCAUCAAAGUCAUAACAAAACUCUCACUAAUGUCUGCAGUAGUACUGAGAGAAUGUACAACACUCAGCUUGUUAGCCCGACAGCAAAGGAUGUAAGAACAAGCCCUUCAAAUGUAGCACAACAAGAGAAUUUAUAUUUAUUAUCAGAGGGACAAAAAGUUACAUCACCACCCAUAAUGGAAGUUAGAUGUAAAAGUAGGGUUAUUACAGUUCCAGCAGGCAUGAGUGAUCAUGGGCCUGUUGAAGUAUACAAGGAAGUUCAUCAGUACCCUGCAAGUUCGAUCACAACUGUUGUAGAGAAACGCUCAUAUAUGGGUCAGACGCAGCAAAAUACAAAGCCACCUUCUGGUAAAUUGAAGCACAAGAAAAAUAGACACAAACUUAAGGAAAACCAAGAAAGUAAUCAUUAUGCCUCAAAGUCUUCUUUAGGCAGUGAAUCGUCUGCUUGUACAUCUGUAGCAAGUGACAAUACUAUCAUAUCUCAGAAUAGUUCUGAGCUUACUCCUAUUUCUCCUAGUAAAGCCUCUUCAUCAAAGACCAGUCUAAAUGACACACUAAAUGAUUCUGCUGCAGGACCUAUAUCUAGACCAGUUCUAUCAGCAGCAAUAAUGCAGAUGCGUCAAGCUUUAGAAUCGGUCUCCAACAUUUCUGACAAUCAUUCUGAUAGAUCUAGUGGUGGUAAUGAAGCUGCCUCCAACUUCUCUGACACCUCUUCUAAUUUAUCCACACUUUCUGAUCUCAGUGGAUAUGAGGAUGAAUAUAUCAAAAUCAAACGCCUUGUAUCAGAUGCAGUAAUACCAUCUGAGAAUUAUAAAAAAAUGAUUAACAAAAUAAGCAGUAAACCUUCCCUGUCAAAACCAGUGCCUUCUAUUGAUUAUGAAAAAGUAAUUCGUGACCUUCAAGCCCAGAAAGAAGACUUGGAGAUACAGCUCCAUCGGUUUUCAAUCCAGGUACAGAAUGCUGUACGAGAAAAAGAGCUGUACCAGCAACAACUCGAGUUAAUGCAAACUAAAGUUACAGAAACUAAUCAGAAACAGUAUUUUGAAGUUUUGAAACAUAGAGCUAAUUUAGAAGGACAAUUAGAACUUCUUAAGCAAGAAUUUGAAAACUCAGUUUAUGAGAAAAGUCAACUACAGACUAAAUUGUCAAACACACUGAAAGAGUGUGAAGUCUGUAAAAGUUUAGCCACAUCAGCAAAGGAAGCAGAGCUGCAAAUGAAGGCAAGAUUAAGUAAAUAUGAGGAAACGAAUAAACAGCUUGAGGAGAUAACAAAAGAAUUAGAAGGCAAGAUUGAAAGAAUUAGUAAAGAUUAUGAAAUAUCACAAAGAAAAAUCUUAGAUCAUGAAGGAAAAAAUGAACAGCUAGAGUUGUCUUUGGCACAAUUAAGAGACAGUGAAACCCAGAUGAUUGGAGAAAUAAAGAGCUUAAGAUCAUACAUAUCACAAAUGCAAACUGAAUGUCAAAGUAGGUCUGCAGCACAGACCCAGGCAGAGUCCGCUUUAAACAAAUCAUCAACUGAAUUGCAGACAUUGCAGACCUCAAAUGUAUGGUACCAGGAGCAACUACAAAUGGCUCAAGCUGCACGAUCAAGCUUACAGCAAGAGUUAUUAGAGGCACGAGCAAGUUUGGCUAGAGUUUCUUCAGAGAAGGAAACUCUUGAGACUAAAGUACAAACCUUAAUCCAUGAGGCUGAAGAUGGACAGGCAAGAGCAGUCAGAGAAAAAGCAACAUUAGUUGCACAUUUAGAAGCACUGCAAGCAGACAUGGCUGAACGAGAAGCUGUACUCUCUCAGUUGGAGCGUGAUCGUGGUAGCGAUACCAAGCUCAUGGAGGACAGACGACAGAGAUUAGAACAGGACCAUCACCGAAUACAUAAACUUCGCCUUGAUCUCUCUGAUGCAGAAAGACAUCUAGACUUUCUCAGGGAUGAUCUUAAGCAUAAAUGUACUCUUCUAACAAAAUAUGAGUGUGAGCUUAAAGAUUUAAGAACUUCUUCAGCUGUUAAUCAAGAAGUUCUUAGAGAGAGAGAUACUCGAAUUGAAAAUCUUGAAAAGACUUUACGAGAUAUGAAGUUGAAAGCAAAGGAUUAUCAAGAAGAAAUGAAAAAUAAAGACUUCCUGAUUACCACACUUAAGGAAGAAAAAUUGAAGCUUGAGAUUUCCCUUGCUGCUGCAAACAGUGAAAAGAAAGAAGUAGAUGAUGCAAUUGUAAAGGUGCGAGAAGAUAUGACGAAGCUUUCUUCAAGCUUUUACAGAAUGAAACAUGAUCUGGCUGCAAAAGAUCGGCAGAUUGAAGUACUUAUGAGAGACGCAAAGGAUAAUAGUGACACAAAACUAUCCUUAGAAAAGAAGCUGGAAGCAUUAGAAGUGAAAGUAAGAGAAGAUGAGGAGAAGAAGAGACUUGCUGAAGAGGUGGAAAGCCUGCAGUUCUCUCUCAAAGAGGUUGCUUCAGAAAAAGAGAAGUUGGAAAAAGAAUUGAAUUUCCUGAGGAAGACAUCCAAAGUAUUGGAGAUUGAAAAGAAGGGACUAAAUGAAGCUGUCCACUUAAGGGAAGAACAGAUUCAGAAUAUGCAAGGCAGUCUGGAAAGUUACAGAGAAGCUAUAUUAAAAAAAGAUGAGGAACUUUAUGUUAUCCAUGAACAGAAUUCAACAAUGGAGAAGACAUACAUAGAGUUGAGAAGAAAUUGGGAGAUCCUUAAGGAUGAAACAUUAGUCUUGAGGCAUGAUGCUGAAGCAUAUGCAGAGUUUGAGAAAUUACAGAAAAAGGAGAAGUUGGAUCUGAAAGAGAGCAUCCAAAAGGAACGUAAACUAAAGCAAAACCUUGAGAAGAAAAUUGAUACCUUGAUAAAGACACACGAUGAAGAAAAAUGUAAGAUGUUGCAGGAAAAAGAAAAUGCAAACACAAUGGUCAAUGAGCUGUCUAGGGAGCUUAAGGCAAUUAAGGAUGAGAAGAUAAAGAAUUAUGAAAGUCAGAUGGAUUUAGAGAGAAAGUGCAGUGAAUUACACAAAGAACUAAAAGUUGCACAAGAGGAAAAGGGAAGACUAGAAAUGAAGAUGACGGACAUUGUUAUGGAACUAGAUAGCUAUAAAUCAAACAUCACAAAUAAGAUGGAAACCAUUAAGUCUUUAGGAAUUACAGUUGAGACCACAUCCAAGAAGAAUGUUGAAAUAGAGGAGAAAUUAACAUCUUUGCAUAUUGAAAAAGAGAAAGAGGCUAUGGAGCUGCAUAAUACAUUGCAGGCUAGAUUAAAUGAAAUGGCAAAACUUAAGAAAAUGCAUAAAGACACUGAGGAUUCCUUAGCAAAACUGAAGCAGGAGAGGAAUAUGCUAUCUAGUCAAGUAAACACCUUGCUGGCUGAUAAUAAUCACUUAAAGAAAACUGUCAUUACCCAGGAAUCUUUGGUUAAAGAGAGUAAAACUUCAGGAGAACAUAAUAAUGGUUCAAAAAAAGUAGUCAAGAGUUCUGAGAGUUUGCAAAAGGAACUUGUAAGUUUGCAAUCAAGACUAUCUGAUUGUGAAGUCAAGUUGAAGGAAACAAUUAAACAAAAAGAGAGUUUGCAAUCUGCAAUGAAGAACGUCAAGAAAGAAAACUUUUUAAUGAAAGCCAAACUAAAGGAUUUAGACUUUCUGAAAAGACGAUGCAAGGAGCUUGAAUUAUCAGUUAAGGAUUCUAAAGAAUUUGAGUCUUUCAGAAUUAAGUUAAAAGAUUUGGAGUCAAAACUAAAUACUAAAUGUAAUGAGCUAUCUUCUCUUAACUUAUCUCUGAAGGAAAAAACAAGUCAUAUUCAAACUCUGAAACAGAGAGAACAGGAACUCUGUGCUCAAGCAGAAGUUUUACAUGCAGAUAAAAGAGAAAAAGCACAGAAAAUUUUAACCCUUGAAGAAAUACACGAAAGGGUACAUAAAGAACUCUCAAAUUGUCAACAACAACUGAAGAUAGCAGAGAAUGAGAGGGACGAGUGGAUGGCCAAGUACGAGAGUUUGAGAGACUUUAUUCCCGAAAGAGACACAAGCACUCAACCAGCAGUACAGUUAGAACCAUUAAAUCACCAGUCUUUCUCAAAUGGUCAAGAAUCUAUAUUAGUUUCAGGCACAAGUGACACUGCAGAAAAUGUAAUUGCAAACUCCAUGAGCAAUCUAAAUUUCUUUAGUGACACUUCACAAACCUCGGUCACAAAUGAUAUUCAGUUUGACAGGAUGAUGGCAGAUCUACAAGCACAAGUUAGCGUAACAUCAAAAGCUUUGCAAAACAAGGAAGAACAGAUUCAUGAUCUUCAGCAUCAGUUAAAAUCAAUUAAGCAAGAAGGGUUAGAUGUUGGCACUAGUUCCAGAGUAUCACAUGUGUGUUCUAAUGAAAUGGUUCCCGAAUCACUCCAUAAAAAACAAAUUAAUGAACUUCUUGAAAGGAUACAGCACUUGAAGUUAUCAUCCACUGCUUGUUAUAACUGCAAUAAUCAGCAGGAAACCCAGGCUACACGAGAAGGUUUAACUGAAAAUGAAUCGCUGAUAAAUAAAUUAAAAGACUUAGAAUCUAUAAUUGAUGCAAAGGAGGUUGAAUUACAAGAAAAACAAACAAAGAUAACUGUUGCAGCAAAGGAGUUUAGUGAGAAAAAACGACGCUAUGAAUCGAAUGUUCGACUGCUGACCAGGAAACUUAAAGAGCACAUGAAGGGAAGAAAGUCGGCAGAAAAGGAAAUGAAGGCACAAGCUGAAGAUCAUCAACAUUUGCUGAAUGAAGAACAACAAAGAUAUGCUGUGCUGAGAUGCAGAUGUAUGGAGUUGGAAGGACAGAGAGAAUCUCUUGAAGGUCAAGUUGCUGGUUUAGAAAGUGAAGUAGAGGAAGUACGUAAUGCAUUAGGACAUGCUCGUCAAGAGGCCUUUGACCAUCACAACAACACGCUUACAUUGCAGAAGGAGAUGGGACGACUACAGGAAAUAUGCAAGGCUGCUGACAAUUUACGACUAGAAGUGACCAAUCUGGAGGAGACUAUCAGACAUAAGGAUAAACAACUAAAGGAGUUAGAGAGGGAGUUAAAAUGUGCACAAGAGGAAGUGAAGGAAAUGCAAAAGAACUCUAUUUUACUCUCCUCAACUAUACAAGAGAUGAAGGACCAGAAUGAGCGUAUCCUACAUGAGAUGGAUACAGCAAAAAAUAAUCUCAUACUUGUAAAACAAGAAUUGAAAACUAAGGAAGAGGAAGUUGUGAGAGUUGAGGAGAGUGCACACCAGCUGCAGACUGUGAACACACAGCUCAGACUCUGUAUGACUGAAGCGGAUACUAAGUGCGAGACUCUGUCUGCUGAGAUGAAGCAGCUUAGGGAAGAAAAACAGGCAGUAAUAGAGGACAAUCAGAGAGCCAGAAUGCAUCUCCACGAGUCUCUAGCCAAAAUUGCUGCUCUGGAGAAUCAUAUUAAAGUGGUUGAAGGGGAAGUGAAGGUUGGCAAGGAGGAGGCAUGUCAACUUAAGGAGCAGUUGGUGACCAAGGAUUCCAGCCACAAGGUAAAAGUGACCCAGCUAGAACAAAGUGUGGCCCGGGCCAGACAAGAAGUGGUUGUACUAACCUCGCAGCUAGACCAAGUCCAGCAGGAGAGAGUUAGUUAUCAGACUCAAGCCACCGAACUGCGCACUGCUCUACACUCGACUCUGAGGCAGCUCAAGGCACAUCAAGAGGAGGAGGAAGCAAGAGCAGCUGAAGUUUCAACCAUUAAGUCAGAAUUAGGGGUCAUUCCUUCUCCAUCUCCACUGGAUCUAACUGCCUUAACCCAGCUGAUGGAGAGGUCUGCCCGUCCAAUGCGAUCUACUCUUCCACUUGCCAAUUUAGAAUCAUGUUUAUCAUCUCUCAAGGCAGAGGUUAAUAUGCUUCAGACUCGACUGCAGAAUAAGACCAAGGAAUUGGCUGAUGGAUUGAAUCCAGAUGCUGUAGCCAUGUCUGAAAGUGAGAGUGUAAUUCUUGAUGCAGCAUAAAAUUGUUCUAAGGAUGCCAACAGUACAGAGAUGGACAUCAUCUAACAUGUGGGAGUACAUAGCUGUCACAAAGUUUGUGGUAUCCAUUAAUUUAAGCUGGAAAAGUAGCAUUUAGGUAUGUGUUGGCAAAUUAUACUUUAUUACAAAAUUGUUUACCAUGAGCAUCAUUAUGAAAUGGAACAGGUCAAACUUCAAGACCCCUUAUAAUUUGUAUGAUUUUCAUGCAAAAAUAGGUUGUAUGUGAUAGUCUUUAUGUACUGUAUAUAUAAUGAAAAGUUGUUUGACAUUUAUUUGAUCUGUUAUAUAGUUAUAAACAAUUAUUUUCCUUAUAUAUUUAUCUAAUCAUUCGAAGUACACACAAUUAUAUCAUAAGCUUUAAUGUUACAUCUUGAUUUAUUAAAAACUAUAUAUUGUGAUACAGUACUACACAAAUAGUAAUAUUAUUGGGCAGUGUUUCAUGAUUUUUUGAAAAUUUAAACAUGAAAUAUUUUAUUAGAGGAUUAAUAUAGCACUUGAGGGUCAGUGUGUUUAGAAAUAGUAAUUCCCUACAGGUGUGGUUAUGCCAGAUGCUCUUGAGGAAAUGCCGUCUGCUCAAGAGUUUAACUCCUGUAAUGUGAUAUGAAUUAUGAAAGUUGCUAAAUUUUAUUAAAUUUGUUAAUGUUUUAUUUAAUUUUGUAUCUGUUAUGUUUAAUCAGAUUUUACAUCCUUCAUAUUGUAUGUAGCCGUGUGAUAUUGUACAUUUAGCCUGCUGUUAAUAGUUACUGUUUUCUCACAGGUUUAUCUACUAUUACAUUUUAUUACUGUAUUAUGUGUAUUUAUUAUAAUGAAAUUGGUAUAAAAAUUAUUUUUUUAACAAAAAAUUAGAGUAGCAAGCAUUACAGUAUUUGCAUUAGAGCAUUAAGUAGCCUAGCUAAUAAUAAAUCCAAGCACUAAAUGUGCAUGGGGGUGGGGAUGGAGAUACAGUAUCCACAUAUCCACCAGUCUCUGUGGUGUAGUGGUAAGACACUCGCCUGGCGUUCCGCGAGCGCUUUGUCAUGGGUUCGUAUCCUGGCCGGGGAGGAUUUACUGGGCGCAAAUCCUUGACUGUAGCCUCUGUUUAA